GUGUUUAUGUGGUAUUAUUCCACUUGCCACAAAUAUCAGUGUAAUGGGGAAACAGCGCCCCCCCUCUCGGUGUGGCUGGUUAGGUGAGGCUGGCUGCAGUAAUCGCUGCCAGUCUGCCGUAGCCAUACGAGAGUGUGCUGUGCGGAGUGGUGUAUGGCGAGCCUGUGCACUGAUAAUACACCGUUGUUUCCAUUCAGGAAAUAAAGUGGCAACGAUCGAUCAGAGACUCCUUGUCUUUUUAAAAACACUACACAACGCAGAGUCGAGGAGUCUGUUUGGGCCGAACUGUUGCAGCGGGAUGAAGCAGAAACCGGUUACACUGGUGCCGUGACCCCAGCUCCUGCUAUCCUGCGACCGCAACGGGGGCCGUCUACUUCCUGGAAGGUGGAAAAGUCGCGGGAGAUUGGCUUUUCUUAGUCCCGCCAUUUUCUGCGUUCUUUAGAGACAUUGGGGCGGGGCUCUGUGCUUUCUUUUUUUUGGAGAGUUAAAAAAAAAAAAAAAAGGGAGGGACACAUUGCUGAGCCAUGGCAGAUUUUCCCAGUUUUGGCAGGGGAAGGGGGGCAGUUGGUUUUACCCCUCUGCAUUCAUAUGGCAGAGGCAGAUCAAGGUUGCUGACAGCCCCAGUUUCCUCCACACCUAAGCCUGUCCUUGCUGAGUUAAAUGAAAACCCUAUUGUUGGGAACUGUGAUGAUCUACAAAAUACUAGAUCAGAAACCAGUCCCACAAAAGAGAACCUUUAUGCAGAGAUUGCAACGCAAAUUGGGUUUUCUAUUGGGGAAAGCAUUGCCUCUUGUCUUGAAUCUCGGUUGGGCUCUGGAGUGGGAAACAGUGUUGUUGGGUCUGCCAAUAAUGUGUUAUCUGAACCCUCACUAUUGAAUGUGAUUGUAAAGUCUGAUGUUAAAGAACCUGUGUGUUUUAGAGGGGAUGGCUGUGAUACAUGCAGUGUUCAGGAAUGGGAGGAAAUGAUGAUGACUUUUUUUAAGAGAAGAGGGGUACCAGUUGCUGAACAAGCUGAUGAUGUGCUAAGUAAACUGCUGGGGAGGGCACGAGAAAUAGUCAAGGUGGGCAUACGUAGUAAGCCAUCGGUGUGUCUUGAGAGGGGCCCAGAGCCCAUUUUUGAGAUCUUAAAGCAGCACUUCAGUGACACUGCCUGUUCAAGCAUGCCUUUAGCUGACUUUUAUGCAACACUACCCAACUCAGGUGAAACACCGUUUGAUUACUGGCUCAGGUUGAACAGAGCCAUGGAGGUGACAGAAGACUGUCUGAAGAGACAAAAUAAGUCCUUUGCAUAUCUGACAAAAGAGCUGACUGCUAUGUUUAUCCGCCACUGUCCAGACUCAGAACUGUCUCUUAUUUUCAAGUGCAAGCCCCUGCAGCAGUGGACGGUUGCUGAUGUGCACGAGAAAUUGCUGGAGCAUGGCAAGGACCGGAAGUGCACCCCUCAGUUUAGUGCAGUCAGUGCCUUGAGUUUUCAGCAACAGGAGGUGAGUCCUAAUGUGCAGCAGGCGACAGGCAACAGUAAGUGUAUUACACCAUCACCAACCUCUACCUCAGCAUCACUUACCGACCUUCAUGCAAAACCACCUACUGAUCGUCUUGAUCAUGUGAUAGCCCUGUUAGAGAAAGUCCUGGAGGGACAGCCUCGACAAGCAAAGCUGCCUGCUAAGGAUGAUGUAAGGGUUCCCCGGAACCAAACACACAAAAUUGUGCCUUGCGUGAUUUGUGGUGACACUGAACACUCUACGUAUCACCACUGUAGAGCCCAUCAGCUAUGUUUCAUCUGCCAUGCUGGCGACCACACACGGGCUCAAUGCCCCAGGGCCGUGUCUGUCAGAGUGAGGGGGCCUGAAUCAGCCACCCAGCAGCUGGGAAACUAG
Molecule: messenger RNA, 1877 nt
Organism: Haplochromis burtoni (Burton's mouthbrooder)
Lineage: Eukaryota; Metazoa; Chordata; Actinopteri; Cichliformes; Cichlidae
Exons: 3
Coding region: 525-1877 (450 amino acids)
Source: RefSeq, a predicted model, not a curated record